This is a messenger RNA of Fonsecaea erecta, 2082 nucleotides long. RefSeq lists its product as hypothetical. NCBI's taxonomy places the organism in Eukaryota, Fungi, Ascomycota, Eurotiomycetes, Chaetothyriales, Herpotrichiellaceae. The transcript has a single exon. The record is from RefSeq and is a predicted model, not a curated record. Gene Ontology annotation, molecular function: heme binding; monooxygenase activity; iron ion binding. The coding region runs from base 1 to 2082 and encodes 693 amino acids.
AUGUCUGUUCAAACUCCCUCUCCAUUAAAUACACCUGGCGUCAAGAUGUGGUCGAUAGUCGGCCUCGGGGUGGUGGCAUACCUCCUGUACAGUCUGGUCAACACUUUGAUCCGCUUCCGCCGCAACGUGAACAAGGCCAAACGGUCUGGAAUCCCCUAUGUUGUCGUUCCGGUCUACUAUCUUGACACAUGGUGGCUUGUGAGCCAUCCGUUAUGGCUGCCAUUCCUCGCCAAAUUGCCCGCUAGCUGGACCCGAUGGGUGGACUUUUGUAUCCCGGACUUCUGUUACCGCCGUAGUAUCGAAGUCUUCCAACAGGUCGGUGCCGACACAUUCCUCGUGGUUGGUCCUGGAGGCAUAAUGAUGCACACCGCGGACCCAGCCGUCAUUACCCAGAUCACCACCAGGAGGAAUGAUUUCCCCAAGCCCAUCCCUAUUUACCGGUCUCUUGACAUUUACGGCAAAAAUGUCGUGUCAACUGAGGGUGCGGUUUGGCGGCAGCAUCGCAAGGCCACGAGUCCGCCAUUCACGGAGAAGAACAAUCACCUCGUCUGGGCAGAGAGCAUCGACCAAGCUUCCGAUAUGCUGGCUUCAUGGGUGGGACCGGAAGGAAAAGGCGACAUCACCGUCGAUAGGGUCAUGGAUGAUACCAUGCGUUUGAGUCUGUAUGUCAUUAGCAGAGCAGGGUUUGGAAGGAAACUGGAAUGGCCUUCAGCUGAUGCCAAGGCCGAUGUUGACGUGAACUAUGUCGACAAUUCCAAGAUCCAGAAUGAUCAGGGUGAUCGAGAUCUCGGUCAUUCGAUGAGUUACACCUACGCCAUCCAUUGUUUGUUGGACAAUAUUCUUGUGCAGUUCCUCCUGCCUAGGUGGCUCGUCAAGAGCAUUCCGUUUGCGAGGUUUCAGAAGGCUAACGAAGCCUAUUAUGAGUGGGGAAACUAUAUGAGGGAGGCCGUGGCGUCCAAAAAGAAGAUGCUUGAAGGUGGAAAUGAAGACAGCAAAGACCAGAUGGAUCUUCUAGCCCAAUUGGUGAAAGGUCAGCUCACAUCUGAAAAGAGCAAGGACGUUCCUCUCACGGAAUCUGAGGUGCUCGGGAACAUGUUUGUCUUAAUCCUCGCGGGACAUGAGACCGCCGCCAACUCCAUCCACUUCUCCCUGCUUUACCUGGCACUCAAUCCAAAGAGCCAAAGGGCUACGCAAAAAGAUUUGGAUCGGAUAUUUCAGGGGAGGCCCCCCUCUGAAUGGGAUUAUGACCGCGAUUUACCUGCUCUGUUCGGCGGCAUGGUCGGUGCAGUAUUGGCCGAAGAGCUGCGGCUGGUCCCGCCUGUCAUAGGAAUACCGAAGUCGACUUGGGGUGUCCCCGAUCAACCCAUCACGAUUGACGGAAAGGCCUGCACUGUCCCCAGUGGAGUCUAUAUCAGCCUGGCAACAGGAAAUGUCCAUCGGAAUCCCAAGUAUUGGCCCACAAACAAACCCUCGUUGCCCGGUGGGAAGGCUGCGCACCCAGCGGCGAAUCUCGAUAAUGACCUCGAGGAGUUCCACCCAGAGCGGUGGCUUUUGGACGAAGGGAGUGAGGUCGAACAGGAGACGGCCAAUGGCAAGAAGGAAAUGCCCAAUGAGACCGUUACUGCAGAUGGCUUGGGUAUCAACGAGGCAGCUGACACCUCGGAUCGAUUCUACCGUCCACCUAAAGGAGCAUACCUCCCAUUCAGUGAUGGGUAUCGCGCUUGCCUCGGCAGACGCUUCGCCCAAGUCGAAGUACUGGCAACCCUGGCAGUCAUCCUGCAGAAUUACUCGGUCGAGUUGGCAGUCGACCAGUGGGCGACGGACGAGGAGGUCAUAGUGAUGGAUGAGGAUGCUCGCGUAGAGGUCUGGCAAAAGGCUGCCCAGCGAGCGAGGCACUUGCUGCUCACUGGCCUCGGCGUCAUCAUAUCUCUGCAGAUGCGAGCCGGACACGUCCCUCUGCGAUUCGUGCCCAGAGGCAAGGAACGGUUCCCUGACGAUGCAGAUGAGAAGUGGAAAGAAAAGCAUCCUGAUUUGUGCGAAGGAGCCCGGACGCCGCCUGGCUGGAGGUUCUGGGCUUCCUAA